Messenger RNA from Spea bombifrons (plains spadefoot toad), 903 nucleotides. RefSeq names its product uromodulin-like. NCBI's taxonomy places the organism in Eukaryota, Metazoa, Chordata, Amphibia, Anura, Pelobatidae. The record is from RefSeq and is a predicted model, not a curated record. The transcript has 4 exons. The annotation marks the transcript as partial.
AUGACAACGUUCCUGUCAUAUGCAAAGUCAUGCUCUGAUUGUCAUGCAACAGCUGGUGUAUGCAGCUCAAAAGGAGACUUUGUGACAUGCAGCUGCACCUCUGGAUAUAUUGGGAAUGGUGUGAACUGCACUGCAAUUUCCUCCUGCAGUACAGAGAGCUGCUGCCCUGCAGGAUAUUACUGGGAUAACAGAGUAGGGUAUAAAGUAUGCACGGAUAUCAACGAAUGUGCUAAUAGCACCUUGAACAAAUGUAUCCCUUCAUCCACCUGUAUAAACAGGAAUGGCAUCCACUUGUGUAGUACUAGCCGGUCCAUUGCCUGCACUUCUAGUGUUUGUCCCUUUGACCAGGAUUGCCUGAAUGUUGGAGGAACUGUUCAGUGUGCAGAUCCUUGUUCCAACUACCAGACACUGAAUGGAACAACUAGAUUAUCCACAAUUGACUCUACCGGCGUAUUCGCCACCGACCGAUACAACUUUGGUUGGUUCCGUUACACUGGAAGUGCCGGUUUAAGAAUGCAGGAAGGAUGUGUUGGCAUACUGAAAUGUGGGUCCCUUGAGCCUUUCUCUCUGAAUGGAAGCCAUCCAGCCGUUGGAGAAGGAGUGAAGAUGGUUCCUCUCACAAUCAACUCAUUAACAGGUUGUGUGACUGGUGCAAGUAUUCCCGUGAAAGCUUGUCCUGGGAAUUUCUUUAUCUACAAGUUUACAGGGUCCGUGAAGAUUGAUGUCUUUUGCACAGAUCCCUUAUUUACAGAAACAUCUGUGAUUCCCACCAUUUCCACAACUACAACCACACCCACCACCACAUCAACAACUACUACUACUCCAACAACCACUACCACCACCCCAACUACUACUACUACCACUCCAACAACUACCACUACCACCCCAACAACUACUACUACU